Messenger RNA from Anoplophora glabripennis (Asian longhorned beetle), 4177 nucleotides. RefSeq lists its product as uncharacterized. Gene Ontology annotation, biological process: cell surface receptor signaling pathway; G protein-coupled receptor signaling pathway. The record is from RefSeq and is a predicted model, not a curated record. Lineage: Eukaryota; Metazoa; Arthropoda; Insecta; Coleoptera; Cerambycidae. Gene Ontology annotation, molecular function: G protein-coupled receptor activity. Gene Ontology annotation, cellular component: membrane. Bases 86 to 4096 code for a protein of 1336 amino acids. The transcript has 16 exons.
CAGCAUCGUAAGUUCCAUCGAAAGCGGGCCCACACAGUGCAUCAUACAAUGUUGUUAAUAUAACAAUAACAAACGGACCUUGAAUAUGUAUUUACUUACGUUAGCCUUGGUGCUAAGUAACGCGCUGAUUUCUUAUGGGAAUCACUACAGUAAAUGUUGUAAGCUUGGGGAGCAUCUCGAUCCCUCAUACGAAUGUGUAGAAAACAAAAACAAGAGACUUCAAAUUUUAACUAACGAAACGAACUUCUUGAAUAAAAACACUGAUGGGGAGUGCGUGGAAGUUAGUACGGACUUUUUUUCCUUUAACGUUUCCAAUGGAAAAAUCGUGGGGAAAAGGCCGGUUAGUGAAACAUAUUUUCCAAAGUGUUGCCCCUUGGACUAUAUUUACAACUCCGUCCUACAUUCUUGUGAGGAAAAGGAAAACGUGGACUAUAGUCACAUUAACGAAAAUUUCGUGAAAGUGGGACUGCCCAAUUGUAAGGUUGUUAUGGACUACGAGUUGAAUGGAAUGACAGAUUUUGAAUAUGGUUUGAUUGAUGCAAGGGGUAGACAAAUUAGAAAUUCCCUUCGAUACCCUGGAUCGUUCUGUAUUGACGAGAAUGAGAAAGGCUCGUUUAUGAUAAGGGAGUGUAAGGAGAGUUUAGAAGCUUGUGAAGAAAUGAGAUGUGUCAAGAAGUGUUGUCCUGAUGGACAAAGUUUUAUAAACGGUGCGAUUUGUUACGAUACAUACACUAGUGGGGUGAAUUUGAGUUUAUUUUCAAGCGUGGAGAAAUCCCAAGAUCCCUUUGCCGUAAUAUACAACAGUACCUGCUCAGAAAUAUACAUGUUGAAGGAAGACAAGUACAUUUUUAACUUGGACGAUAAAGGAGUAUUCAGUCUAUGGCAGAACAGUUCACAGUCCUUUAUUACUAAGGACAUUGGCCAAACAAGAUCAUACUGCAUUGAACAUACGAAGAAAAAGAACAUUGAAGGGUAUUUCUUCUUCAUGUGUUUUCCGGAGAAGAAUAUCAAUGACAAAUUUGCUUACACAGUUUGGCCGAAAAUGCUCUCUUGUGUUUGUUUGGCUAUGACUAUAGCUAUAUAUCUGAUUCUAAACGAGACUAGGAACGUUUUUGGGAAGAUACUGGUCAAUUACUGCGUGGCCUUAUUCUUUGAAAACGCCCUUCUUACUUAUGCUCAGUUAUUCUUGCACCCUUCUAAUGUUGAUUGUAAAUUAAGAAGUUUUUCAAUAAUAUUUUUUGCGACUGCAUCGUUUAGUUGGUCGAAUGUUAUGUGCUGUGAUAUAUGGUGGACAUUUGGGUCCUGUUCAGAAAGGUAUGCUUCUACAAGAAGUUAUUAUUCGUCUGCCAGAAGAACAGUUGGAGCUCAUCAAAGAAAGAGAGAUCUGAGGAAGCUGCUGUCGUAUAUCCUGUAUGGCUGGGGUGUACCCACCACUUUGACCUUGAUUAUAUUCUUCUUCUACGUGUAUAGGUUCCUGCCCUACGCAAUACAGCCCUAUAUGGCUGAGAGGAAAUGCUUCUUCGAAAAAAGAUCUGGGAAUUAUGCUCAUGCCUUAUUUUUCAACUUACCCCAUUUGGUUAUUCAGUUGGUUAAUACCGUUUUGUUCAUAAAAACAAUUGUUUAUUGUCUGAAAGUGAAGAACGAAAUCAACAAGAUUAAUGAUACAACCAAGGACGACAAGAGUAAGAGAUUUCAGAAAGACAAAGAGAGAUUGUUCCUUAUUUUAAAAUUAUCAGUGAUUAUGGGCGUGUCAUUCAUGUUUGAGGUCGUCUCAGCGUUUUUCGAUAUGAGCCAAAUGGGGCCAGUCCCAAAAUAUAUAGAAAUUAUUUGGGACACCAUAAACUGUUUACAAGGUGUAUUUAUAUUUAUAAUAUUCAUUUGCAAGAAGAAGAUAUACCGCAACUUCUUGUUGAAAUUCAAGCUUUUACAUCCCAGAAGUAUAUCGACUUCAUCUAUACAUACACAAUCCACGACAACCUCAAAUGGCACCUCGAUGAAAGUUUUUAGGGAAGCUGUUAAUGAAGCUGGAAGAGCUAAGCGUUCUUCUAAGGAAAGACUACAAUUAUAUACAAGUUUCGUCGCAAUUGGAGUGCCCAAUAGUAAAGUUGUUGUGGACGAUGAGUUGAAUGAAGCGAUUACUGUGGAAUAUGGUUCUAAUGAAGCGAAAGCACUACGCGGAAAUUCCACUUUAGAGCCACUGCUCACUGCAUCAUACGUGGGCCUACCAAAAUGUUGCAAGGUGGGUGGUGUUUUCAUUGAACAAAGUGGCGAAUUUUUAUGCAACCAAAGUGGAAAUGGACGUGUGGAAAUACAAACAGACUUCGAGGUGGAUUUAAAUAGUACAGAAGAGUAUGAAUGCGUUGAGGCAGUAAAUUCCAAUUUGUUUUUGUUUAAAAGAACUAUAAAUGAAACGACUAUUGUGAAAAAUAUUGAUGAUAAAAUGCUACCGAAGUGUUGCCCAAGGAGUUAUUUAUAUGAUCCCGCUACUCAUUCCUGUGUAAAAAGUUUCAGAAAUAGUUACUUUAAUACAUCGUUUUUAAAAGUAGGGUUAUCAUCGUGUGAGAUUAUUUACGAUUACAAGUUUGUAAGUAUGGAUGAUAUACAAGUUGAAGAUGAUGCUGUUUUCAUUUCCAAAUUUGAUGAAAAAUUUCGUAAAGAUAGUUAUUGCAUAGAUGAAACGGUUAACGGUACUUUUGUGGUAAGGGUUUGUAAGAAUUAUGAUAUUUGUCAAAGUGUAUUAUGUCUUCAUAAGUGCUGUGCUGAUGGACAAAGUUUUGUUAAUGGAUCUCACUGUACGGACACGUACGAGUAUGGGAUGGAUCUCAAUAGAUUUUCCAGUAUUAUUCCAAAUACCAGUGCCGACUACGCCAUAAUACAUGGCUACAAAACUAAAGUCUACAUUCCAAGAAUUAAGAAAUAUCACCUUGACAACCAAGGAUACUUUUACACUUUCCAAGAGAAAAUAGGCAACGAAGUUUAUUCCCCUGAAGAAGAAACCUAUUGCAUUGAACAUGCCACGAAGGGAGGAAAAAUAUAUGGACAUACGUUUUUUAGAAUUAUACCGCAUACCGAGUACAUGGAGAAAAAGUUUUUAUUUAACAGAUGGGCCAUGAUCGUUUCGAAUAUAUUCCUCAUCAUUACAGUAGUUUACUAUAUACUUAAAAAGGAAACAAGGAAGGUGUUUGGGAAAACUUUGGUCAGCUUUUGCGGUGCUUUAUUCACCUUGUUUGUGGUUCUUACCUAUUGCACCUUUAAGCCAAAUUUGAACGCUAGAAAGACUCUGACAACUUGCAAAAUUAUUGGCUUCCUUAUCAUAUAUUUAAGCCUAUCUUGUUUUGUGUGGCUCCAAGUAAUGUGCUACGACAUCUACUGGACUUUUGGGUCUUCCAAACGAUACUCCUCUUUCAACAACAAAAAAAGGAGGGAUCUAAAAAGGUUCAUCUGCUACAGCUUAUACGGAUGGGGAGUGCCUUCAAUAACCACCCUUGUUCUAUUCAUCUUUCACAUCGUAGACGUGUUACCACCAUCGAUAAAAAUUGGAAUAGGAGAAACAAAAUGUUUAAUAGAAAGAGGUGAAGAUAACUAUGCCGAGAUUUUGUUCUACAUAAUUCCAUUAAAUGUGAUAGAGUUGGUGAACGUGGUAUUCUUUGUUAAGACUGUCAGAUAUUGUUUGCAAGUAAAAGGAAAUAUCCAGAAAAUGAACCAGACUGCUGAUAUUCAGAAGAAAAAGAACAAAUUUCGAGCACGAAAGGAAAGAUUCAGCUUGGUUGUGAAAUUAUCCUUUAUAAUGGGCGUCUUCUUUUUAUUUGAAGUAGUAUCGUCAUUCUACGAUUUUAAGAAGAACGUCGUCACUGAAUAUGUAGAGAUAAUAUGGGAUUUCAUCAACUGUUUACAAGGAUUUUUUAUAUUCGUCAUAUUUAUCUGCAAAAUCAAGUUUUUGAAGAAGUGCAAUCGAAAAUUAGCUAUGGAGAAAAUUAGAAAAAUCUCGCUGACCGCGAAUAGUACAAGAACCACUGGCGUAUCGUCAGAAAGAAAAUCAAGUCGAGGAAGCAAAAGAAAAUAUUCAAAAGAAGAAGCCAAGAAUAAAUUUGGCUAAGCAACUCAUUCCAGAAACAUAUUUCUUAUUCUGAUUAAUGAUAUUAUUUUAAAAUAGAAAUGAUAGAGUGUUGUAUCAAUA